UCCCCACCUCUAGUUGUUGUAGUCGAGUGAAAAUGUGUGCGUUCUGCUGAUUUUUAAUUUACUUAUCUUACGGCUAAUCGGAUGAACUAGAUCGGCUAACUAUAUGCAAUAAUAAUAGUGAAUCAAGUGCAAUAUCGGAUUUGUUGGACGUAUGUGGACUGCAAGUGAGAGAGCGGGACGGCGACAAAAAAGACUCACACUGACGCACACUAACACACGGGCGCGCGCGCUGGUGCGUCUGUGUGUGUGCGCGAGUGUACUGGCUGUGGCUGUGUGUGUAUAAGUGUAUAGAGCGCGAAGGAAGAAGCAGCAACAAGAACUCAAGUGAAAAACUCAAAACAAACUCAAAUGUCGGCGCAGGGCGAUGGGGGCGGGGCAGGAGUUGGCGGCGGUGGGGGCGGGGCUGGAUCCGAUGGAGGCGGCAAUGGUGGAAGUGGCGGCCAAAGCGGCACGGCAAACGCCAACGGGGGUGUGGUGGUCACCAACGGCGGAGGCAGUUCGUCCGCCAAAAACCAACUGCCCCUCACCCCGCGCUUCACCGCCGAGGAAAAGGAGGUGCUGUACACCCUGUUCCACUUGCACGAGGAGGUCAUCGACAUCAAGCACCGCAAGAAGCAGCGCAACAAGUACUCCGUCCGGGAAACGUGGGACAAGAUCGUCAAGGACUUCAACUCGCAUCCGCAUGUGAGCGCCAUGCGCAACAUCAAGCAGAUCCAGAAGUUCUGGCUCAACUCCAGACUCCGCAAGCAGUAUCCAUAUAGAGACGGCAGCUCCUCCAAUCUCAGCUCUGGCAGUGCCAAGAUCAGCUCCAUAUCCGUGACCGUCGCCUCGGCGGUGUCGCAGCAGCAGCAGCAGCAGCUCCACCAGCAGCACGACGGCGUCAAGGUGGAGCCCGAGUACCAGAUCAGUCCCGACGCCUCCGAGCACAAUCCCCAGGCGGACACCUUCGACGAGAUCGAGAUGGAUGCCAACGAUGUGAGCGAGAUCGACGAGGAUCCCAUGGAGCAGCAGCAGCAGCAGGAGGCCCAGGCCCAGGCUCAAGCUCAAGCCCAAGCUCAGGCUCAAGCUCAAGCUCAAGCUCAAGCUCAGGCACAAGCUCAGGCACAAGCUCAAGCUCAAGCUCAAGCACAGGCCCAAGUGCAGUCCGCCGCCGCCGAGAUGCAGAAGAUGCAGCAGGUGAACGCGGCAGCGGUGGCGGUGGCUGGGGCGGCCAAUGCCACCAUGAUCAACGUGGACCAGAUCAGUGCGGAUAAGCUGACCCUCAACGAUCUGCUGCACUUCAAGUCAACGCGGCCGCGCGAUGAGUUCAUACUGCAGAUCAAGCAUCCAACAGAGGCCACCGCCACCCAGAUCCAUGCCAUCCCCUCGCAGGCGCAGCAACAUCCGAUGGCCACCAUCACCGCCGGCGGCUACAACCAGCAGAUCAUCAGCGAGAUCAAGCCGCAGCAGAUCACGCUGGCCCAGUACCAGGCGCAGCAGCAGCAGCAGGCUCAGGCCCAGGCCCAAGCUCAGGCGCAGGCCCAGGCGCAGGCACAGGCGCAGGCACAGGCCCAGGCCCAGCAGCUAGCCCAGCAGCAGCUGGCCCAGCACCAGCAGCUGGCCGCCGCCGUCCAAGUGCAUCACCAGCAGCAGCAACAGCAGCAGCAACAGGCGGUCGUGGCCGUUCAGCAGCAACAGCAGGCCGCAGCAGCGGCGGCUGCGGCGGCGGUCAAGAUGCAACUGACCGCCGCCACGCCCACCUUCACGUUCAGCGCCCUGCCAACGGUGACGGCGGCCACAACGGUGCCCGCGGCGGUGCCAGUGGCCGGGGUGGCCACUCCGUCGUCGGCUUCCGGCAACUCGGCGGCGGUCAACACGUCGACGGCCUCCUCCGUGAGCAUUAACAACACCAGCCUGGGCGGAGGCGGAGGCAAUGGGGCCAACAACAACAGCACGUCAUCGGUGGCGGCGGACAGUUUCGAGGAGCGGAUGAACUACUUUAAGGUGCGCGAGGCCGAACUGCGCUGCAAGGAGCAGCAGCUAGCCACGGAGGCCAAGCGCAUCGAGCUCAAUAAGGCGCAGGAUGAGCUCAAGUACAUGCGCGAGGUGCAUCGACUGCGAGUCGAGGAGCUCAAGAUGAAGAUCCGCAUCCUGCAGAAGGAAGAGGAACAGCUGCGCAAGUGCUCCAACUCAUGAGAUCUGGAGGACAUCAGCGAUGCCGAUGAGGAGCCGCAGCGCACGGAUGCCUACAUGGAUCGCUUCACCCCAGGGGGCUUUUAGUUCUAUAGUCUUAGGUCUAAACAACUACCAUCUACUACUCCUAUCCUGAAUCCCUUAUCCCUUAUCCAUUAUCCUCAAUUCCCAAUCCCCAAUUCCACAUCCCAACUUCCACACACACAAACACACACACACACACACAUUUUUUUUUGUUUUAGGUUCUUUUUUCUAGUUGUCGCGGGGCGGGGGACAUCGGUGCGACUUUAGUCCACCGCUGGCCAGGAUUACCGACUAAGCCAUCACUUAUUGUAAAACGCAAUCAAUCAAUUAAACUGACACACGAAAAACACAGCAAAAUACAGUGGGCGUGGCCAACAAAUCCACGAUGAAAACUUA
Molecule: messenger RNA, 2592 nt
Organism: Drosophila elegans
Lineage: Eukaryota; Metazoa; Arthropoda; Insecta; Diptera; Drosophilidae
Gene: z
Product: regulatory protein zeste
Exons: 3
Coding region: 349-2175 (608 amino acids)
Biological process (GO): regulation of transcription by RNA polymerase II
Cellular component (GO): nucleus
Molecular function (GO): transcription cis-regulatory region binding
Source: RefSeq, a predicted model, not a curated record